AUGGCCCUUCUUGCUGCUUCAUCCUCUUUCUCUGCUCAAUCCGUCCCCAAGAAGAAUGAUGUUUUCAUCAGCUUUAGGGGUGAGGACACUCGCUCCAACUUCACCAGCCAUCUUUAUGAUGCUUUCUGCAGAAAACAAAUCAGAACCUACAUAGACUACCAACUCGUGAAAGGAGAUGAGAUCUCACCAUCACUUCUGCAAGCUAUCGAGGAUUCAUAUGUAUCAGUGGUGGUGUUAUCUGAAAAUUAUGCUUCUUCGAGAUGGUGCUUGGAUGAACUCGUCCAUAUACUCCAUUGCAAAAGAGUUCAAGGACAGAUUGUUAUUCCUGUCUUCUAUGGAGUCGACCCAUCUCAUGUACGCAAGCAGACUGGCCUUUACAAGCAAGCAUUUGAGAGAUAUGAGGGAGAUCUCAAGGUUGACCAACACGAGAGGCAAAUGUGGAAGGAAGCUCUUAAGGAAACUGCAAACUUAGCUGGUUAUGACUCCCGCAAAUUUAGGGAUGAAGCCGAAUUGAUUCAAAAGAUUGUGAAAGACAUACUGCAGAAACUGGAACAGAAGUACCCCCCAGCUGAAAUAAAAGGACUCAUAGGCAUUGAGGACAACUGCAUAGAGAUUGAAUUAUUGUUGAAAGAUGCCAAAACAAAAACCAUUGGAAUAUGGGGCAUGGGGGGUAUCGGCAAGUCAACCAUUGCCAAAACCAUAUUUUUAAAAUAUUCUUCCCAUUAUGAUUGUUCUUGCUUCUUGGAAAAUGUAAGAGAAGAGUCUAAAAAUGGACUUAGUGAAUUACGCCGUAAAUUUCUCUCUCGUUUGCUAAGGGAUGAUUUCUUUAGUGAUACUUCAACCUCUUUUCUUGAGUCGAGGCUUAGUCGUAUGGAGGCUUUUGUUGUUCUUGAUGAUAUCAGUACGGUGGAGCAAUUAGAAUCUUUGGUUGGAGAACCUUUUUGCUUUGGGCCAAAAAGUAAAGUUCUCAUCACAACAAGGGACAAGCAUGUGCUUAGCAAAGGAGUUGAUGUAAUAUAUAAGGUUAAGAAAUUGAAGUUCCAUCAAUCCCUUGAACUUUUCAGCUUGAAUGCCUUCAGCACUAGCUUGCCUAUAGUGGGAUAUGAAAAACUAACAAAAACGGCGGUUGUUUAUGCAAAAGGAAUUCCAUUGGCUUCAAAAAUUUUGGGUUCAUAUCUUUGUGGCAGAAGUAAAGAUGAAUGGGAGAGUGCCUUAAGAAGUCUUGAGAAGAGUCCACAUGAAGAUAUUCAAAAAGUGUUGAGAUUGAGUUAUGACGGAUUGAAUCAUGAAGAGAAGAAAAUAUUUCUAGACAUUGCUUGCUUUUUUAAGGGAGAGUUGAUCAAAUCUGUAAUCAGUUUAUUGGAUAGCUUUGGCUUCAGUGGAGAUAUUGGUAUAGGAAGACUUCAUGACAAGGCUCUCAUAGACGUGGACCAUGGUACACAUGUAGAAAUGCAUGAUUUAAUACAAGAAAUGGGUUUACAAAUAGUUCGUGAAGAGUCUAUUGACGAACCUGGAAGACGUAGUAGAUUAUACAAUUCUAAAGAAAUUUAUGAUGUUUUAGCUACUAACAUGGGAUCAAAGAAACUUGAAGGCAUAAAGUUGGAUGUUUCUCAAAUUAAUGAUGUACAUUUAGAAGCUGACAUUUUCAAGAAGAUGCCUAAUAUAAGAUUUCUCAAAUUUUAUUCUGCUUUCGGCAUUGGCUCAAGCCAUGUGCACCUUCCAGAAGGUCUCAGUUUUCUUCCCAAUAAGAUGAGGUAUCUAGAGUGGCAUGGAUUCCCUCUUAAAUCUCUGAGGUCCACAUUUUGUCCUGAAAAACUUGUUAAGCUCUACCUACCCGGUAGCCAUUUACAAAAGCUUUGGAAAGGAAUGCAGGAUUUGGUGAGCUUACAAGAGAUAGACCUUAGUUAUUCCAGACAACUACAAAAGCUGCCAAAUCUCUCCAAAUGCUUGAAUCUCAAAGUGGUACGUCUUCAGGAAUGCGAAAGUUUGUGCUCUGUUCAUUCCUCAAUCUUGUCUCUCGACUCGCUUGUUGAGUUGAACUUAGGUUGGUGCGUGAAACUUAGGAGUCUAAAAAGUAAGUCACAUUCACGUUCUCUACGACAUAUCGCUGUGGUAGGGUGCUCGAGUCUCAAGGAGUUCUCAGUGUCAUCGGAUGAACUGAGAAGAUUGGAUUUAGUUGAGACAGGAAUUGAAAUCUUGCACUCGUCUGUAGCGCGUUCAAGUAAAUUGGAAAGGCUCAGUCUUAGUUGCUCAACACUUGUGAAACUUCCCGACCAAUUAUCUUGCUUGACAAGUUUGACGGUUCUUAAUCUUCGAUACUGUGAAAUGAUUGAUGAUUCGAAGCUACGUAUCCUUUUUGAUGGCAUGUUGUCUUUAAGAGAAGUGAUGCUGGAUGGGUGCGGUAAAAUAAUUGAACUCCCCAGUAACACUAAGCAUCUUUUAGGAUUGGAAUAUCUUAGCGUCAGGGAUUGUAGGGGGCUUCGUUCUUUACCAGAACUCCCACCAUCCAUUGCAAGACUAGAAGCCGAUUAUUGCAAGUCGUUGGAAAUUGUGUCAACUUGUAGGCCAUCAAGUGGUAACCCAUUAAGCUUCUCAUUCAAGAAUUGUGCGCAACUGAAUGAACAAUCGCUUCACAAUAUCAUGGAUGCCGCUGCCUAUUCUAUACGUUAUUUUUUAUUGCACAAAGAUGAGGAUGACAUAGAUCCUUAUUGGAUUGAAGAUGAGGACAUAGGUCCUCGUGGGAUUUGUGUUCCCGGAAGCAGAGUACCAGAGUGGAUCAAAUACAGGGCAGCGCAAAGCUACAUAAUUGUUGAACUCCCUCCACUUUCAGACUCAAUGCAUUUCUGCUUCUGCGUUGUAGUUGAUAUUGACUCAGAAAGUGACUGGUUAUAUCACAAGUUGGAAUGCUCAUGCUACUUGGAAGGUUUUAAUUCGACGCAUUCAGUAUACGGACUGCUUGAUAGAGAUUUGGAAUCUGGUCAUGUUUUUAUAUGGGAUGAUCCCUUCAUAUCUAGAGAGAUGAUGGAUGAAAUUAGAAGAAGAAGAAAUCAACAGUUGUUCGCUAACAUGCAGCUUUUCUUUGUAUUCUCUACACUAACUCCUGAUCAUAUUGUCCAUAGCGAAACGAUCAAAGAAUGCGGGGUGUGGCCAGCAUCUGUCUCAGAAUGUCGGAAAUUUGUUGAGCAAAUGGAAAUUGAGAGGAAAAGGAAGAGGCCUCGGGAUGUUGAAGAGCAACAACCAACACUUCGGUUUAAAAAAAAAGGAGUUUGA
Neltuma alba is the source of this 3270-nucleotide messenger RNA. Its product is annotated as disease resistance protein RML1B-like. The transcript has 4 exons. NCBI's taxonomy places the organism in Eukaryota, Viridiplantae, Streptophyta, Magnoliopsida, Fabales, Fabaceae. Gene Ontology annotation, molecular function: ADP binding. The coding region runs from base 1 to 3270 and encodes 1089 amino acids. Gene Ontology annotation, biological process: signal transduction; defense response. The record is from RefSeq and is a predicted model, not a curated record.